AUGUCUCCAUAGCAGACGACGACGAAUACUAUAAACUCAAAGGUCGUUAAGGUGUAGCAAUACGUGAGCAACCAACAAAUUUUAUUGUCAACUUUUCACCCAUUGAAGAUAAUCAUAGUAAAUAUUCGUAGUAAAUGCUUUUCUUUGGAACUGAUUUUCGUUGCUGUUUAACAUCUCGACGUUUAUAUUUACUUUAUCAAAGAAAAAACCUAUGACCAAAUAUAGUCAUGGAUAGACGUACCGCUAUCACACUUGCAUUGCGAUUCAUCAAUCGACAAGCAGCAAAGUUAAAAUAAGUCCGGACAAAAGAGAACACCUAGAAAUUUGCAAAGUACACGGUGCAUUUGACUGUCAGGCUGCAACAUGGUAGACAGAGAUGAAGAAGACAUAUCUUGGGAUCAUCUACCACAGCAUAUCCUUGUAUCAGUUUUCACUUAUUUGACACCACAUGAACGACUGCAGGCAGCUUUAUCUUGCAAGUCUUGGCUCACUUGCUUGCAACAUCCUUUGUUGUGGAGACGAUUUGUUUGUCGAUUUAUUCAGCCUGUAAAUAGCAAGCUUCUUCAGCCCAUUGAAAACCAUGGUCAUCGUAUUCGUGCUCUUGUUGUGGAACUGGAUCAAGAAAAAGCGGAUAACCGAAUAAACGCCUGUAAGAUCCUGCGCAGUCUUGCUGACAACCUGCAACGAAAACUAACAUCAUUGACUGUUCGAUUCUUAGGUCAAAAUCCACUUUUUUAUGCUGGUCAUGAAUUUGUUACAGAACUAAAGUUGUUGUUCGAUUUUGCUAGGCUACCUGCAGUCCCUCAUUUUCUUACAGACAUAGAUCUCAGUGGACUGGAUGUGGCAUUUGAUGACACGCUGUUUGAUGCUUUGGCUGAAAAUCAGCCACAGCUGGAAUCAUUAAAUAUUCAAAACAAGAGCCUUAUAUGCAAGGUAUCCCCAUUCUGCAUGCUUCGGCUUGUUUCACAGUGCAGAAAGCUGAAAGACCUGCGUGUCUUUCAUGUAAGCCUUUCAGAUGAAGUUCUUUUGGCUCUGGCCAGACCUGAGGAGCCCUGCUUGAGGCGAUUAUCUAUUGUAUUUAGACGUGAAGCAAAAUAUACAGAAGACCUCUCAUCUGAAGCCUGGCUGGCUUUGGUUAAUAAGAUUCCAAAGCUUUCAGUUAUGUUAGGAUUUGAUCACACGUGUCCACUUCAUCGUAUUUCAGACCUGAUGAAAGCAGAAAUUCCUGUGACAGUCUUGCGUCUGGAGACAUUUACACACAUUGCUGAUGAAGUGAACCAAGCAACAACAUUCUAUCAUAAAACUCUAGAGGAGGUGGUUCUGCAGACACGUAACUCAGAAGAACUCAGCCGGGCAUUAAUAAGGCUUGCAGAAGAGUGUUCAAGACUGCGCACACUUUUGGUGUACUGUGUUCUCAACCAAUCUGUUGUUGAAAGGAUCCUGGAUCUUCAUCCAGAAAUGAAAAGAAGAGGGUCAUAUAUCCUAAAACAUCAGAUGGAAGAGGGCCCAUGGGUUGUUGGUGCUGAGACAGAUGAAGAAGUCAGAGAGAGGUUACAAACCAGCAUGAAUUGAUUUCAGAAUGAAGGGAUGCUGAUCAGAAAAUGAAAGAGAAGCAGAAAACAAGAAAUUCCCCAAAAGCUGACCACCAAACACAACAAACAAAUAAAUGCCAAUUCCAGACAUGAAGUUAUGUGGGUGUCUUGUGUGACCGCAUGCAUGCAAGUCAGGAGUAAUGUGCAUAACUGAGACAUUUGGUUUUGACAGAAAAUACAGUCAUUUUCUCUGUGAAGCCCUAUGGUCUGGAUAUGCAAUCUGAUGGCAUUACAUAUAUGUCUUUGAUUCCCUUUUUAUUCAGAUUGAAUGAAUACAAAGGAAAAUGAUGCCAACAAUGAGUGACGCAAUUAAAUAAUCAUGAGGAAGCAAAUAAAUUGCGAAAUGAUAAUAAAAGAGAACAGUCCACAAAACCCCACACGUUAUGACAUACAUUUUUCCAACUAUUUUUAACUGCAAAUGGAAGACACAUCAUUCUUCACAAGAAGUGUGAAGGUGAUGACUGUCACUAAUUUGAUGAUCAGGAAAAGAAACUACUGAUUAUCUGCUGAGCAAAAGGAUUAUAUUUAUUAAAAAUAUAUUUAUGCUGUUGUGUAUAUGCACACUGCAUAUAUGAUUAUUUAUUUGAUGAUAUUUAGGUUUGAAAAAUGUAAUAAUGUGGGUAAUUUACUUGGCAAAGGCAUAAAAAGAAUCCAAAUUCUGAACCUUGGUUCAUUUUCCCCUUAUACAUAUAUACAUCCCUUGACUGGUACCAGCAAAUGAGUGGCUAUGCUGGUCUAUUGUACUGGUCAUUGGAGGGACAGCUGGAUAGAUGCAGCAGCUAACAAAGCAUGCCACUUAUUCUUGUCUUGAAAAGCAAAGAAAAGCAGGUUCUGCAUGGAAUGACCAGUCUAUUCCUUUGUUUUCACAGGAUGUACAUAAGCUAAGCAGAAAAUGAACAAACUAAACUUUGUUGUUGUUUGGAAGUAAGGCUUCUUCACUGAGGCUAGAUAAUUUUUUAUGGUGAUUACAGUGCUCCUCUCCCUUGUUGCCUUUCCUUUCACAACCCAUUCAGCAGCUGGGUCAGUCUGGCAAAGUACAUUGCCCCACAUGGGUAUCCAAUUGGCCUCAAUUCAUACCUGCUACCAAAACUGAAUAUGCUUCUGUCUGCAGUUUGAGUAUCGCUCUUUUUCCAAGAGUUUGACUUUUCGUUGCCUUUUUUCUCAUGUCUACAGAAUUGCAUACCUUGAACUGUGUAGGAUUAGUUCAUCAUUAUUUCAUUGCAAAGGCAACUCAGACUUUCAUUUGCUCUCUUCACUGGCUGGAGGUCUCUUAUCAUAUAGCCUAUAAACUUUCCACUCUGACAUAUUCUGCUGUCUCUGGUACCUAUUCUCAAUAUUUCUCUGAACUCAGUACUAUCUAUGCUCUCUCAUGAUGGCUUUGUUCAUCUUUUGACACCAGGCUUCUUGGGAGUCUCACUAAAAAAAAGACAUAUGGAUAGAGGUCUUUUUCCUAUCAAGCCCAAUCAGCUUGAAACAAAUUACUUGUCAGCCUUUGUCACACUACCUCAAUUCCAAACCUAACAUACUUUUCGGUGAGGUCACCCUUCCAUGUUCUGAUGGUGUGCUAAAGUGCGUCUGUAUUUAUCUUUUGGGUGUAUCUGUUGUAUGAGUGCAUGUGUGUAUAGAUGUUAGCGUGUAACAUUUAGGCACUGAGAGAAUAUACUUGAUGAUCUAAAACUGCCUUAUCAGUAGGCUGAAUAAUUUCUGGACAUUAUGCUGCAUAUGUACCUCCUCCUUUUCAAGUGCGGAAGCAGAUAGCUAAGUGGUUAGAGCUGGUGGUUAGACCUGACUCCACAGAGAGCUGGGGAAGGUAAGGCAGUGAGGGAGAGAUGGGCACUACCCUCAGGUAAAGCUAUGAAAAGCCUGCAAAGUUAUGAAAUUGCACCAGGUCAGAGACUUCCUGCACAGGAAAAUUUUGCAGUCAUUACAAACACUUUUGUCUGGUGUGUGGGGCUGAUUGUAUGUGUAGGGAAACAACUUGAGGUAAAGGUGAGAGUUUCAUGACAAACAUUGGUGUUGCAUAGGGGAUGCACUGUAGUACCUGAUAAACAGUCUCAACAUGAAAUGAACUGGAUUUCUUCUGAUAAUAAAAUUGUGUACAUUUCAUGUGCGGAUAUAAGCACAUUUAUUUGAAAAAUAGUUUCUGUGGUUACGUUUAUAGGAAAAAAUCUGUGAUGAUCAAAUUGAUGAUGAUGUCAGAUGAGAAAAAAAUUAUAAAUUUAGUGGUAGCCAGUAUGUUGGUGUCAAUCGCUAACAAGUGAAAAUUUCCCCACAGGUUAAGACAAUAAUUUACUGAACUGCACACUGAAGUGCCAAAUGACUUGGCUUCUUGUUUUGAUGGGGAUUGCUAAAGUUGUAUAUAAUGAACAAAAAUUGUGAGGAUAUCUAUGCAAAGCAUUAAUAGUAGAACGUCGUGCUUUCAUGUAUUCUUAAUAGUGAUGCUUAUCUUUUGAUGACAAAAUGAAUGGUGCUCUUUAGAAGCUUUUUUAUUACUAAGAUUCUUAUUAGAAUUUUGACAUGUUUGUCCUUUUUUCAAUUAUGAUUUCUUAAUAAUGAAGAACAAUUAGCAUUUGCACUCAGUGUUAUGUUGCUGAACAUUUCAGUUUUGCUGUUGUGUACAGAAAUUUUUAUAGAUGGCUAUUGUUGCUUUCUUUUAGAGUGCAAUGUGUUAUACUGGUUGAGAACAUAUCAAGGGAGAAGAAACAGCACAAUUCAAGACUGUUAAAAAUUCAUAACUGUGGUCUAUAGUCAGUCUUUAAAGAACUUAAAUUAUCAUUAAAGAUUUCAUGCUGUACCAGUUUGUAGCACACGGGGGAGGCCAUGGAGAAGGGAAACCAAGAGAGAAGUUUUGGGUUUGUGCAAUGCAGAAACAAAGGGCUUCAAGGCAAAAGAUAUAAAAGAAAAAUGGCAUUGAAAUGAUAAGGGUUUUAGGUGGAAAGGAAUAAAGGUGAAAGGACUUUGGAGGCAGAUGCAAGGACAGCAAGUUAGAGAAGAGCAGGCCACUGUCACUCAGAGAGGAGAUGGUCAUCCCGUCCGCCUUUGGCGCUGGGAGCCUAGCCAUUAAGGGCUACUGCAGCACAAACUUAUGUCUGUAUGGAUAGGAGCACGCACAACAGAUUAUGUGAUAUAUUUUUAUAUAAAAAGACUUUAAUAUAAUUUCUGUUGUAGAUUUUGUUGAGAAUUUUGUUUUUUUUACAUUAAUGAGGUGGAUAUGUGAUUGUGCAUGAGUGUGUGCGCACAAGAGGGAUUGGCAGGACAGUGCUUCCACCUAGAGGCGAUUUACACUAUGAGGCAAAAUGAGAGGGGAGGUAUUACCCAGAGAAAAGCCCCAAAAGCCAGCCCUGCAAAUAGGUGUCACAGUGUUCCAAGAUGAGAUCUGAACCCAAGGCCGUUCACUGUGGUGGUGACAAUCGGGUGUUUUAACUAUACUACUGGGCGCCCCAAACAUUUGAGAGAGGGAGGCAGGAAUGAUUAUGCCAACAUAUUGGUUUCAGAAUGAUCCUGUAGAGAUUGUUACUGUAGUUGUAUGCUUAUCCUCAUCAUGAUUAAAGUCAUACUUGUGAAAUGAAACUCUAUAUUAGCUGGAAUGCACUCACAAAAGUGUAGGCAGGAAAUAAACUUUCCAAAUGACUAGAAGCAAGUGUGUACCAUCAUUACAUUUGUGAGGAAUCAUGAGAAGAACCAAUGUCUUGGGUUUAAUACCAAAACUAAUAUUCUGUUAACAGCUAGGCCAUCUCAAUGUGAAAUUUUGUGAACAAUAGGUGAAAGAAGUGUCAGAUGAGAAUAUAAUUAAAAACAAGACGAUGGAAGGAAAAUAAAGGUAACAAGAAAUAAACACUUUCUAGAUAUAUUCUAAUGCAGCAAAAAUUUGACCUCACAGCAGUUACCUGAAUGACAUUUACACAUGCACACACAACCCUAAAAAGGAAAAGACACAAGCACACCACUGUCAUAACAAAGAUAAUUGUUAUGUCUUAGCUGCUGUAAUAGGCAAUGCACAUAAAAGUCUUUCAAAAUAUGAAUUUAUGUCAACCAUAAUUUUGAGAACUACUGUUUAAGACCAGUUAAGAAAAAUACUUCUGCACAGAACAGAGGUAUUCUUCCCUGUCCCCCUACCCCAAAUAGCUGUGCAGAUCCGAUGUAGGACUUCUGAUUUGUGUAACUCUUACAGUCAACACUACAGCUCAAAUUACAUUCUGAUUAACAUACAACAUUUUUCCAUUUAAAGAUGUCUGUAAAUUCAGAGUAACACUCAUGAAAUGAUGAAAAUGCACAUACAGCUUUAGGAAUUGAAAAAUCAGACAAAAAAGAACAUAAUGUCACCAGUAUUUCACACAGAAGAAACAUAAAUGCUUGCUUUAACUAUAUAUUUGGGAUUAGAACAGUUGGUACAGAUUUAAGGAAACUGUCUCCACUCUCCAACUGUAAGUACAUCAGUAGCACAAGAUUAGGUGCCAUCUAUAUCCACAGCUAAUGCAGGUACUAAUGCUGUUGAACAGCAGCAGCAUUCAGUUAUAAAAAAAUAUGAAAGCUGAAGACCUGGUAAUACCCAGUAGUAUAUGGCACAAAGUUCAGAGAGAAAUUCUUCCAUCUCCCAGUCUUGCACUUUUAUCAAUGCACCAGGUCAGAGCUUAACAUUUUUUAUGAGUAUCAGCAAAUACAGCAGGUUAGAUAUGAGCAAAAUGCGAACUGACUUAUCAUCAGACUUCAAAAAGUUUCUUCAACAAAACUUGUCACAACAGAAAGUACAGAUGUUGUACCUUAAUUUCUAUUUCGGUUUGAAAAAUAUUGUUUACUCUAUCACAAAAAGGCACCUUGCAAAUACCCUUUUGUUACCAAGUUUCAGAUUCAUUUAAUAUCAAACAUUAUAAAUCAGAACAGCUAUUUAUACAGAAGCAAGAAACAAAACUUCUUAAAUUAAUGUUAAAGAAUAAGGAAAACUUAAGUUUACUUGUAAUUACCUCAGUUUAAAGCAAACACCUGGAAUGUUAAAAAAUUUAAAUGAAAAGUCUGGGCACAGAGACUGCCUUUUACUCCUCAGCAUCUGUUACUGUGAGGACUAAAAGUUUCAAUCAUGGCACUUUCUUUCCUUGUCCUUCAGGAUACUGACCACUGUUACUGAAGCAUAAAUAAUAUACACAAUAGCAUAUUUGUGAAGUACACAUUUUUUGUCUGUAUUUUUCAUAACCCUCACCACACUGCUGGCAAUUUUUUUUUCUAAACAAGGCACAAACCUAGAUCAGUAUAUGGAUCUUUUUCCAUUGAAAAAAAUGUGCUUGUUUAUAAGGCCCAAUGAGGCUUAUAUAAAUUUAUUUAUAGAUGGAAAUGGUACAAAUAGCCUAAGCAACCCACUGCUCUUGUCCGUACAGGCACAACGUAAGGCUGAUACAGUAUUUGAUAUGAGACUGGUCAAACCCCCUUUCUAUAACUUAUUAAUAAUGACAUUUAAAACAAAGGGCAGGAUUUGAGAGGCUGGAAGGCUUUCUUCAAACACACGUGUGUUGUCAUCUCUACCCACAAAUGUACUGCUUCUGUACUAACCAAGCAUAGAAGAUCAAGGGUUGUGACAGUCUUAGAUAUUUUUCAGCAACUUCCAAUAAAUUUGUCUUGGACAGACACUCCAAUAAGGCCAUUUAAAAUCAUGAGACUGUAUAAAUCUUGACUAUGCAGUCCCCACCAGUCCCUUUUCCAGUAAUUCUGCUAGACUUUAACUGAAGUCCCUGCCUCACAUGUACUUUUCAAUCAAUGAGUAUGAUAAUAUUCAAUGUUCAUGAAACAAAGAUUUUAUCAAGCAUUUAAAACUAUGCUAAUGCAAAGUAUGAUCGUGAAAUAUUUAAAUUUUCUUAUGUUCUACUAAAGAAGAGAAACAUCCUAGUAUUAUCGUUGACCUUUUUCUUCUGUCCUUCUGACAGCAAACAAGCAAGAAAAAAAUUUGAAGGUUUAAGCAACACUGCUAAUUUAUCAACUUAAAUAUUCAGGAUAUAAAAGAGAGCCAAGCAAACUGCUUGCACAUCCCUCCUCCCAAACAAAACAACGGUCUGCCUGCUAUGAUCUACCUAAUGGCAUAAUUUUCAAUAUUUUGAAUAAUGAUCGAGAAAACUUAGUAUGCUAUAUAAACCAGAAAAU
This is a messenger RNA of Pomacea canaliculata, 7718 nucleotides long. Its product is annotated as F-box/LRR-repeat protein 8-like. Bases 364 to 1572 code for a protein of 402 amino acids. Gene Ontology annotation, molecular function: protein binding. The record is from RefSeq and is a predicted model, not a curated record. The transcript has 4 exons. Lineage: Eukaryota; Metazoa; Mollusca; Gastropoda; Architaenioglossa; Ampullariidae. Gene Ontology annotation, cellular component: SCF ubiquitin ligase complex. Gene Ontology annotation, biological process: positive regulation of protein ubiquitination; SCF-dependent proteasomal ubiquitin-dependent protein catabolic process.